Molecule: messenger RNA, 760 nt
Organism: Gossypium raimondii (Peruvian cotton)
Lineage: Eukaryota; Viridiplantae; Streptophyta; Magnoliopsida; Malvales; Malvaceae
Exons: 4
Coding region: 98-514 (138 amino acids)
Source: RefSeq, a predicted model, not a curated record
AUAUUUUGUCCAAAAACCGGCCUGGACAAGCCGAGUUUCAACCCAAACGCCUUGCGGUUCUAAUAGUUGGGCAUAGCGGAAAGGCAGGAGAGAAGACAUGGGAAAUCAAAAGCAGGAAGAAGAAGACAAUAGAAGAGAAACAGCGAUCGCUUCUACCGGUUCUUUGCAACCCAACUUCAAGCCUGUUGGUGUUACUCCUCAACAGCUUUCUAAAUUCCAAGAGCUUCACAGGAGGCGUCUACAAAUAAAAGCGAAAUCAAAGAUUCACAAGAAACCAAAAGAUCAAGCCAAAAGAUUUUGUGCCAAAUACAUGAAUUCUGCAUGUUCUCAAGAAUCAGAUUCAAACACCAAAGUUGAAGAUGAAAGUGUUCCAAACUCAAAGAGCCAUAGUGAAGAUGAUAAUCCCUUUACACUACAAGACAAUGAUGUUGUGCAACUUGCAACAAAAAAGCGGCAGAAACUGCAUUGGGGGCUUGAUACAAAGGAAAGAUGGGAAAGGAAAGCCAACAUGUAGAUUUAUUUCUGAAGAAAGUACAGCUUCUUUGAGUAAUUAUUGUUGCGACUCUUAUUUCCUUUUCGGAUUACGGCACCUCUGAGGCAUAUGCUAGUUGUGCAUCCGAAAAUUCUUAAUUUGAUGAAUGUAAAUAGCGCUAGGACUAUGAAACAAAGGAUAACGUAACACAAGUAAAUCCUUUUAUUCUAACUCAAGUAAAAGGUUAAAAUCAAACUAGAAAUAUAUCAAGUCUAAUUUCAGAAUGAA